AUGAGAUUUUCCUCCCCUACGUCGUUUGAUGGUAAUACCGCCAUCGGUCGGUUUGCCAGAGCCUCGUCUGUUGGCCAACAGGGUGCACCACGUGAAGAUGCGAUUGCGUCGAGCGAGAAUGUUCGGCUCGCGCCGUCGCUCAGGAGUCAGAAGGGCGCCAUCUGGGCCAAAAAUCCGAUAAACUUCGACUGGUGGGAGGUGGACAUCAUGUUCAAGGUCACCGGUAGAGGGAGGAUAGGCGCCGACGGAUUGGCGUUCUGGUAUACCACAACCCGGGGAGACUACACCGGUGAUGUGUUCGGUUCAUCGGACCGAUGGAACGGUCUGGCCAUCAUCUUCGAUUCGUUCGACAACGACAACAAGCACAACAAUCCUUACAUCAUGGCUGUACUCAACGAUGGAACGAAGGUGUUCGACCACAAGAGCGAUGGCUCUCAGCAACUUCUAUCAGGCUGCCUUCGCGACUUCCGCAACAAGCCUUUCCCGACACGGGCGCGAGUUGAAUACUACAUGAACACCCUUACAGUGUACUUCCACAAUGGUAUGACCAACAACGACGCAGAUUACGAACUAUGUUUCCGAAGCGAGAACGUAGUGUUGCCAAGGGGAGGUUUGUUCGGUGUUUCGGCUGCGACCGGGGGUUUGGCCGACGACCACGAUGUGAUACACUUCCUUACUACAUCGCUUCAUUCUACGCAGCAACAGGGUGGCGGUCAGCAAAUGAGCGCAGAUGAGCAGCAAAAAUUGGCUCAAGAAUAUCAAGAGUACCAACAGAAGUUGCAACAGCAGAAGGAUCAAUAUAAGAAGGAACACCCCGAUGAGGUGCACGAAAAGGAUGAAUUCGAAGAUUGGUUCGAAUCGGACGGCCAACGAGAGUUCCGUCAGAUAUGGCAAGGGGUUAUGGCUCUUCAAGACACAUUGAGGGAUCUGAACAAGAAAGUCGACGAGGUUAUAGGCAAACAGACCAACUCUCUGACCCUUCUAAGUGCAGUGUACAGUCACACGCAAGGUCAGCCGCUACAACCCGUACAACCAGGACAAGCGCCUGCGCAGAUGCCGUCGCUACCCAUCGGAAGGCAUGAUUGGGACGCUUUAGUUACAAAUAACCAACUGAUGAUCAACACCAUCGCAGAGCUGAAAGGGUUCAUAAUCGAGGUUUCUCGUAAAUCGGACGCUUUGAUAGCGGCCGGGGGAGGCGCGGGUGGAGCGGUCAACACACAGUUCUUGGGGGAGAUGCGGGAGUCUAUAGGACAUGUGAAGCAAGCCAUCGCCGGAGUGGCGCAGAGCAUCACAGCUGACCAUUAUGUUCCUAUACUCGAUGUACAAAAAAGGUUCACGUUAUUGGUUUUGUUGACUAAAUUAAUGCUGGACGCAGGAUUUGUGAAAGCAGAAACAACAAAACUCUUUGACUUAGUACCUACUAAGUAUCCCUGUCUUUGGGACACGACACACAGUUCAUAUAAACAAUUAGAUGUGAAAGACGCAGCGUGGAAAGAGAUUAUAAAGAAAACAAAAAUUGAAAAUGUUACACUGGCAAAGACAAAAUGGAAAAAUUUGCGUGACACGCACCGUGAAAAACUAAAAAAAAUUUACAGGACAAAAAGUAGACAGUCACAGAAAAAAAUUAAACCCUGGAAGUACAUGACUCGAAUGGAAUUUUUGCUUCCAUAUAUGUCAAGUACAGAAAGAGAUUCAAAUGUUUCACUUGAGAUAUCUAAAAGUUUGGAGGAAACAGCUAGUGCAGCAGAAGAUAGUGGAGAUUCAGACUCAUUAGUGAAGACAAACCCCAAAAAAAUUAAGACGGUAGAAAUGGUUCCUGACAAUGAAAAUAUGUUGUCAAUUUAUUUAAAAGAAAUGCAAAAAAUUCGAGAAAACCGAACUGCACAGAGGGACGAGCUAAGUAAAGUACUUACAUCAUCAAGUGAUUCGUUGAAAGCUUUUUUUGAUUCCAUGUAUCAAAGCACAAAGCAGAUGCCGGAGUGUUAUCAAAGAGAGAUAAAAAGAAAUUUGUUUCAAUCUGUUAUGGAUGCUGAAGAAAAUAUUGAUAAUACAAAGUAUUCAUAUCCUGGCAACUUCUCAAAUCAGGCAAAAUAUUCUUCUGAACACUCUUCUACUUACUCACCUGAACCGAGCGAUUCAGGGAUAGCUGCUCAUGGGUACGACUGGAGAGCCAAUCGGCGCAACGCACGCCCACCCGCGCACCUCGUUUCCCCCCAAGACAUCUUAAUUUUUACUUCUGCGCAAUAA
This is a messenger RNA of Chilo suppressalis (striped riceborer), 2247 nucleotides long. Lineage: Eukaryota; Metazoa; Arthropoda; Insecta; Lepidoptera; Crambidae. The record is from the annotation of a GenBank genome assembly.